UUAUAUGGUAAUGCAGUAGUUAACUAUUGAAAGGAGGUAACGAGACAUAAACUAAAAUUUAGAUGCUUGAGAUUCAAUAAUUGAGGUUGGAAUGUCCUAAUACCGUCUAAAUUCGAUAUUAUUUCGUGGGUGGAUCAUUUAUUUUAUUACUUCAAAGAAGCCUAUGCAGUUAAGCAACAACCCCAUGAACUUUGCUGUUGACUAACCAAAGAUCACAAGACUGGUCAAAUGACCUGCAUAAUCAGCAUGGAACUCUUAAAAUCAUAUUGCUCGACGUUUAUUGGGUAAAAUAUUGAUUGAUCUGAGGAACACUCGUGAAGAAGCCAUUAGUGUUGCUGAGUUAAAAGGUAAUCAAGAGCAACAUUCAGAACCCUCCAAAACUGAGAAAGAAGAUACAGAUAAACAAUCAAAGAUUCUCAUCAAGACUGAAGACACGAGGAGAAAUAGCACAACAAGUGAUGUAUCAAUGGAUCAGGAGGAUGAUGAUGACAAAGAGACCAAAUAUCGUUUGGAUCCAAAGUAUGCAAAUGUCAAGACACCUGAGCGCCAUGUGCGGACACGCCUUUACUUUACAUCAGAGUCACAUAUCCACUCUCUCAUGAACGUUCUUCGAUACUGUAACCUGGAUGAAUCUCUUCAAGGAGAAGAUAGCCUCGUUUGUUAUAAUGCUUUGGAGCGUUUGCACAAAACGAAGGAGCUUGACUACAUGAGCCAUAUCGUGUUGAGGAUGUUUGAAAACACUGAGGUCGCUUUAGAUGAUCCGAAAAGGUUCCGAAUAGAGAUGACCUUCAGUCGUGGUGCAGACUUAUCUCCAUUGGAGAAUGACAGUGAGGCAAUUUCAUUGCAUCAAGAGCACACACUUCCAAUUAUGGGCCCAGAAAGGCUGCAAGAAGUUGGCUCGUAUCUUACACUAGAGAAAAUGGAGAAGAUGGUACGCCCAUUUGCCAUGCCAGCAGAAGACUUUCCUCCUCCUUCAACCCCUGCAGGAUUUUCAGGCUACUUCUCAAAGAGUGCAUCAGUACUUGAGCGUCUGGUAAAUCUUUGGCCUUUCCAUAGAAAUGCUAAUGUAAAUGGAAAGUGAGAGGAAGACAGAGAGAGCUAUAUCUGUCCACAUUCUUUGAUUCCUUUGUGUGGCAGAUUGCAAGCUUUGCAGAACUGAAAGUUGGUCACCUGGCCAAAUUCAGUGUGAGCUUUCUCUGGAAAAAUUUUGGUAGAUCGGUAAGUUUCGACAACAUAAGAAUGUUGUCGACAACAUUAGUUUUAACAGACUGCACUUUUCGUCUCAUUGCAGCCAGAUUGAUGUGUCUACUAACAUUCAUUCGUAUUCAUUGCCUACCCUUGCAUUUUUUCAUUGGAUUUAGUUUCAUGAUACUUACAGUGCUCUGAAUUAGAACUGCUGUUAUUCAUUCUUUUAUAGAGGAAACAAUUGAUUGCCAAUAUGGAACUUCAACUCUCUCUCUCUUUUCCCUUUUGGGUGAAUAAGGAGGGGGGUAGUUUGACUCCAUACAGAACUUUGAACAUCAGUUUUCAUGCCAAUAAAGUUGCAUGAACUGAUUUCGUGAAUUUGAAGGAUGGAAUUGUGUUUGAAAUCACUGUUCUUGUCUCUCAAUUCUGCUGCCAAAUCUCAUUCUGAUAAAAAAAAAAAAAGACUGAAGUAGUGAAGUUGAAUAAUUCUGAUCCAUGCUAGACU
Molecule: messenger RNA, 1690 nt
Organism: Tripterygium wilfordii
Lineage: Eukaryota; Viridiplantae; Streptophyta; Magnoliopsida; Celastrales; Celastraceae
Product: inositol hexakisphosphate and diphosphoinositol-pentakisphosphate kinase VIP2-like
Exons: 6
Coding region: 467-1081 (204 amino acids)
Biological process (GO): inositol metabolic process; inositol phosphate biosynthetic process
Molecular function (GO): diphosphoinositol pentakisphosphate kinase activity; inositol hexakisphosphate kinase activity; 5-diphosphoinositol pentakisphosphate 1-kinase activity
Source: RefSeq, a predicted model, not a curated record